Messenger RNA from Solanum lycopersicum (tomato), 2029 nucleotides. RefSeq names its product zinc finger protein CONSTANS-LIKE 12-like. Gene Ontology annotation, molecular function: zinc ion binding; protein binding. The record is from RefSeq and is a predicted model, not a curated record. Lineage: Eukaryota; Viridiplantae; Streptophyta; Magnoliopsida; Solanales; Solanaceae.
UUCAAUUAUUAAUCAACAAAAAACUAUACUUUUACAUUGUAGAUUCUUUUCCCCUUUCCAUUUUUCAUAUUUAGUUCAUUAUUUCAUAUAUUGUGACACUUGAGUUGUUGAUCCAUUUUUUAUGUUUAGUUCAUCAUUUUCAUACAUUGUGAAACUUGGAGUUGUUGAUUCUCCUAAAAUCUUUAUGAUCAAAUUCUAAUACCAAGUAUGAGAAUUUGAUCAUCAAUCUAUUUAUUUUCUGUCGUUUAAGGCGGUAUGAAUUCUCUUUCGAAUCACUAAGAUUUGGUUUGUUAAACAUUUAAAAGAAAAAAGUUAAAUGGAUCCUCUAUGUGAUUUAUGUGGUGAAGUGAGGGCAGUGGUGUAUUGUAAAUCAGAUUCAGCGAGGCUUUGCUUGCAAUGUGAUGAUUAUGUGCACUCACCAAAUCUAAUAUCACGAAGGCAUUCACGUUCUUUCAUAUGUGACAAAUGCAAUUCGCAGCCAUCAAUUGUGAGAUGCAUGGAUGAGGCAAUAAGCUUAUGUGAACGCUGUGAUUGGGAUGGAAAUGGCUGCAUUGGGACAGGGCAUCGACUCAAGAAGUUGAAUCCUUACACUGGAUGUCCCUCUCCUGAUGAGUUUACAAAGAUGUUGUCACAAGUUCUUGAAAUGCCUAUUGGUACUGACACUAAUUUUGGAAGCUUUGGUAAUUCUUUAGGUAGCUCAUUGAGUAUUAAUGAGAAUAAUAGCAGUUUGGAGAAUAAAGUGAAUGAAGAUUCAUUUGUAUCUAGUAAGCUAUUAGCUUCUAAUUAUAAGUUUGAAGCAUGGUCAAUUCCUCCUGAACCAAAUUACCUGAAUUCCUAUCAAAUAGAUCUGGCACCCUUCUCAGAGGGAUCUGGCCUUUCUAAGCAAGAUUGUCCGAUUAAGGAUCUUGGAUUACAGGAAGGUGAUGAUCUCUCAAAAGGUGUUGAUUUUGAUGACGUGACAUUGGAUUUCAACUGUAGUUAUGAGAUUUUGCCUGAUUCACGACAGACUGGAUUCUCUGAUGAAAACAAGGAAUUAGAUUGCCUAGUCAUGGAGAAAAAUUCAUCCGUCACAGGAUCUAAUAACGUGGAAACAUCUCACGAGGCAACAUCUUCAGUGCAGCAAGAGUAUAUGGGGUUGCAGUCCUCACAAAUCUCUGCAGCUGCGAGUUCAACGAAUCUAUUGCAGACAAUGAGUGCCAAUGCUAAUUGCAUGCUUAUGAAUUCCACUUGCAACGGUAGCAUUGGCGCCUUACCCUUUCUACCUGCACCAAUUCAUCCAAGUAUGUCAUUAUCACUCUCCAACAUCACCGGAGAAAGUUGUGCAGAACAAGAUUGUGGAUUGUCACCAGGGUUUCUGAAUGAAGCCCCAUGGGAUUUGAGUUUAGAAAAUUGUCCACAGAAAAGACAUGAAGCUAAGAUGAGAUAUAACGAGAAAAAGAAGACUAGAACGCCUUUAAUGAACACUCUGAACAAGAAGAGGUUGUCAUGAUUUACAAUGGCCUAUAUGGUAUUUCUACUAGACUGUUGCUUCCUCAUAGGAUCGCACAGUCAGAUGAUACAGUUGCAAAAGGACUCUGCCUUUCCUGUGAAUUCUGAAGUCAGAAAACCUCAACGUAUGAUCUGUUGAGGUUUUCUGACUUCAAUGAAAUCCAUAUUCAGUGCCAUCUAAUAAGCUUUGACAUUAUUAGCACUUAGAUCGUUUUCUUUCACAUUUUCCUUCUCGUUUAAUAGGCGAUUUCUAUUGAACUCGAGCUAUAUUCAUCUCAUUGAAUUGGCUUUAGCAAUUUUUUAAAUAAGGCAUUUGAAGGACCGAACAACAACAGGGAUUUGUGGCCAAAAUGGUCACCUUAAUUUUUCCCAAGUCUUAUUACAGUUGGAUACUUGUGGCACUGAGUGAGCAAUCUUGGCUUCCCUUGUGCUUGGAUGCUCUUAUGCUUUCCAGUUUAUGUGAUGUAGUUUGAUUGGACUCGAAGUUUAUGAAAUAUGAGAAAAUUUUGCAAUGUUCGAAAAAAUCUACACCUUUAUACAC